UCAGGAGGACGAGGACUGGGGCCCCGCAUUCUGUCUCUUAGCUCUUGGAUGUGUCGACCGCUGAACUCGAAUGCCUUCAAAUGUCUCUGCUAGCCGGGACAAGCAAUCUUGGGAUUAUGCGCUGCGGUCGGGUCUCGCGGGAGGGGUCGCAGGAUGUGUCGCGAAGACGGCCAUUGCGCCGCUUGACCGCGUCAAGAUCCUUUUCCAAACGUCGAAUCCUGAUUUCCAGAAGUACACAGGAUCGUGGUCGGGAGCAUUCAAAGCCGCGAGUCGAAUAUACACAGAGGCAGGUGUGCGUGGACUCUUGCAGGGGCACUCGGCAACCCUUCUCCGCGUGUUUCCGUACGCGUCCAUCAAGUUCAUGGCAUACGACAAGGUCCACUAUAUGUUAAUGCCCACUAGAGAACAAGAGACAAAUCUCCGUCGCUUCGCCGCAGGGUCCCUCUCUGGCAUGAUAUCCGUCCUCUUCACCUACCCGCUCGAAGUUAUCCGCGUCCGCAUGGCCUUCCAAACCCGCUCCUCCUCCCCCUCCCCGCUGCGCCCCUCCUUCAUCCGCGCCAUCCAGCAAAUCUCCUCCGAAGGCGCCAGCCGCCCCUCCGCCUCGCGCACCACCAAGACGCUCUUCGACACCUUCCCCGUCCUCAAGUUCUACCGCGGCUUCACCGUGACCAUCAUCGGCAUGGUGCCCUACGCCGGCACGUCCUUCCUCACCUGGGGCUUCCUCCGCGCGCGGUACAUCCCGCGGCCCAAGCCGGGCGAGAAGAAGCCCGCGACGCCGCUUGCGGACCUCACGAUCGGCGGUAUCUCGGGCAUGAUUGCGCAGACGGUGUCGUACCCGUUCGAGAUCAUACGGCGGAGGAUGCAGGUCGGCGGGCUGACGAGGCCGGAUCGGUGGAUGCGUUGGGGCGAGACGGUCAAGGCGAUCUACAACACGGGCGGGUGGAGGGGGUUCUACGUCGGACUGAGCAUUGGCUAUCUCAAGGUUGUGCCAAUGACGGCUAUCAGCUACGCGGUUUGGCAGGCAGGAAAGAGAGUACUCAAAGUAUAGGUUCUGGAUGUCCUGGCAUAAAUGUAUUCUAUCCACCAGUUAAGUAUCGUUCCCAGCAAUUACAGGAGCAUCUGCAUCAAGCUUUGCAGGGGUAUAAUCCGAGAUGCAUUGCAAGAGCAACGACAGCAGUUUGAACGACGCAACGUACUUUUACUUGAUGAUGAUGAUGCCAACAAUUCCAUGUACACCAGAACGGAAAACAAAAAAUGCAGGGUGGACUAAUACUAUACGAUGUUACCAAUGAUCUAAAUGUAACUUUUUAGAAUCCCAUUCCUCGGGAGGCUACGCUAUAUUUUGCACCACGAAAGCAAGCAACUCACUUCACAGCACGACGGCAACACCCUCUCGUACACGUAGACGACUAGACGAGACCCUUCACGAGCAUCCCCUCCAGCCGGCAAUACUCGGGCACGAGCGACGCAUACGCCAUAAACGCAUCAACAUCCGCCUCCGCCACCCGUGCCAAACCCAG
Gloeophyllum trabeum ATCC 11539 is the source of this 1520-nucleotide messenger RNA. Its product is annotated as mitochondrial carrier. Bases 71 to 1048 code for a protein of 325 amino acids. Lineage: Eukaryota; Fungi; Basidiomycota; Agaricomycetes; Gloeophyllales; Gloeophyllaceae. The transcript has 5 exons. The record is from RefSeq and is a predicted model, not a curated record. Gene Ontology annotation, biological process: transmembrane transport. Gene Ontology annotation, cellular component: mitochondrial inner membrane.